AUGUCCAUCUGGGAUGCCCUGACAGGACGCAAGUCCUCGUCUCCGACCUCGUCAUCGAGUGCGCCCGCCGCGCCAUCCACCUCGAGUUUCGACCAAAGCCACCCCUCUUCCUCGUCCACCACCACCCCCACCACCACCAGCUCCUUCCAACAGCCGACAACAACCUUCGACCCAACGACCGCCGCGCAGGGCGUAGAAUCCUUCCUCGGCAGCUCCUCCUUCGCCGAUCCGACACAGCUACACCCCCUCGCAGGGCUCAACAAGGACACGCUCGACUACCUCUCUCUCGAAGACUCGGCGCUCUCCAGCCUCCCCGGCUCACAAUCGGCGCUUCCGUCGCGCGGCUUCACCGACGAUCUCUGCUACGGAACCGGCACGACCUACCUGGCCGGUCUGACGGUAGGCGGGGCGUGGGGUCUGCAGGAAGGGCUGCGCAAGUCGGCGGGGGAGUCGCCCAAGCUGCAGCUGAACUCGGUGCUCAACUCGGUCACGCGGCGCGGGCCGUUCCUGGGCAACUCGGCGGGUGUCGUGGCGAUCUGCUAUAACUGCUUUAACUCGGGGAUUGGGUACUUGAGGGGGAAGAAUGAUGCGGCGAAUACGAUUCUGGCGGGCGCCCUGAGCGGGAUGGUGUUCAAGAGCACGAGGGGUUUGAGGCCGAUGGUGAUCUCGGGUGGGAUUGUGGCGUCGGUGGCUGGCGCUUGGGCGAUUGUAAGGAGGACGGUCUUCCACGGCGCUGAGGAGAAGCAUGAAGAGGCCCUUGCAACACUCUAA
Dichotomopilus funicola is the source of this 771-nucleotide messenger RNA. RefSeq names its product Tim17/Tim22/Tim23/Pmp24 family-domain-containing protein. The record is from RefSeq and is a predicted model, not a curated record. Gene Ontology annotation, cellular component: mitochondrial inner membrane; TIM23 mitochondrial import inner membrane translocase complex. Bases 1 to 771 code for a protein of 256 amino acids. NCBI's taxonomy places the organism in Eukaryota, Fungi, Ascomycota, Sordariomycetes, Sordariales, Chaetomiaceae. Gene Ontology annotation, biological process: protein import into mitochondrial matrix. The transcript is spliced from 2 exons. Gene Ontology annotation, molecular function: transmembrane protein transporter activity.